This is a messenger RNA of Styela clava, 945 nucleotides long. Lineage: Eukaryota; Metazoa; Chordata; Ascidiacea; Stolidobranchia; Styelidae. The record is from RefSeq and is a predicted model, not a curated record.
CAGGUAUUCACUUUAUAACUAAGCCUUUAGUUGUGUCAUCAAGCCUUUCUAGAAAUAAACAUGGACUUCGUCAAAAUUAUUUUGUUCAUCUCUCUCAUCUAUGGAUUGUAUGCGAAGCAAAAAGUACCCGCUGGAGCAUGCGUUUCCAAGAUCGUGAAUGGGAAACUCGUUCAAGUUGGAGAUUGCGAGAAAAACGAUGGAUCCGAUAUCGUCAGACUGAUUAAGAAGAGUCGUGAUGAGAAGAUAAAGGCUGAAACUAAGUGUGACGUCACAUACAAGAAAAAAUGCUACCGAGCAGUUGUGUAUGAUGUACGGAAUGUUACCUUCACCGAUGCCAAAGCAAUCUGCAAAUCAAAGAACGGAAAACCCGCGAAUAUUUACGACCUCAAGCAUUACCAGCUGCUGCUCCCUUAUCUACGUUCACCGAUUCCUGGUGGUGGUUGGCCAUAUAUUGCCGGUCGGAUAUUGAUGCGGAUCUGGACUGGGAUGGAAUACAAGAACAAUCAGCUUUUGCUAUCCAAUGGAAAACCAAUCACUAUAGCAACAGAAGUGUGGUUUCCUGAUUAUCCGAGUCCCGAAGCAUCGCGGACAAAUGUUGGUGUUGUUGUCGAUAAAGAUCCAGAGUAUGCAGAUCAGGGAAUGUUCAAUCGUUCACCAUCCCACUCAUUCCACGGUGUCAUCUGUGAAAUAUUAAACCAGAUCAAAACCUGACAGAACUUUGUUGACGAUUCAAUGAUAAAAAAGACAAAAACAGUUAAAUGACUGUUGUUAUCUAUAUAGAUUUUCAUUAAAAUUUUUGUUCGCUUUUCUAUGGCCGUUGUUCUAAAUGUUCAAAUUAUGAUAGGUCCAUGUCUGAUUAUGCAAAAUUUAUAAGCUGCCCAUGAACGAUUCGAUCUUAAAUUACUCUUCAAUUUCACUAAAUCGCAUAUUUUUACAAAGACUGUU